Messenger RNA from Ceratotherium simum simum (southern white rhinoceros), 1657 nucleotides. Lineage: Eukaryota; Metazoa; Chordata; Mammalia; Perissodactyla; Rhinocerotidae. The record is from RefSeq and is a predicted model, not a curated record.
CUCAGCCGUCUGUACCCCCGCCCUCCCCACCCCACAGUGCCUGUGGAGAAGCCAUGGAGCUGAGCAGCAAGAAGAAGCUUCAUGCCCUGUCCCUGGCUGAGAAGAUCCAGGUGCUGGAACUCCUGGAUGAGUCCAAGAUGUCCCAGUCGGAGGUGGCCCGACGCUUCCGGGUCUCCCAGCCCCAGAUCUCACGCAUCUGCAAGAAUAAGGAGAAGCUGCUGGCCGACUGGUGCAGCGGCACGGCCAACCGGGAGCGCAAGCGCAAGCGCGAGUCCAAGUACAGCGGGAUCGACGAGGCUCUGCUCUGCUGGUACCACAUCGCCCGGGCCAAGGCCUGGGACGUGACGGGGCCCAUGCUGCUCCACAAAGCCAAGGAGCUGGCCGACAUCAUGGGCCAGGAUUUUGUGCCCAGCAUCGGCUGGCUGGUCCGCUGGAAACGUCGAAACAAUGUAGGCUUUGGGGCCCGCCAUGUUCUCGCGCCUCCGUUCCCCCCUGAGCCGCCUCCCCCAGGCCCCACAUCCCCCGCCCAACCGCCUCUUUCCCUGAAAGACUUCUCCCCAGAGGACGUUUUUGGCUGCGCUGAAGUGCCCUUGCUGUAUCGAGCCGUGCCUGGCACAGUGGGUGCCUGUGAGCGCAUACAGGUGCUACUGUGUGCCAACAGCAGGGGCACAGAGAAGCGGCGGGCGUGGGUCAGUGGGCUCCGGGCUGCGCCGAGGUGCUUCUUUGGGGUCAGCAGUGAGGCUCUGCCUGCCUCCUACCACGCUGACCUGGGUGUCCCCUGGUCAGAGUGGUUGGCACAGUUCGACGGGGACAUGGGGCGGCAGGGCCGACAGGUAGCCUUGCUGCUGGCCGCCCGAGUGGUGGAGGGGUUGGCAGGCCCGCCCGGGCUCUGCCAUGUGAGGCUCCUGCCUCUGUCUGCCACCAGCACCACACCUUCCCUGCCCACCUCCGUGGUCCGGGCCUUCAAGGCCCAUUACCGGCACCGUCUGUUGGGCAAGCUGGCUGUGGUCCAGAGUGAGAGGGCUGGCACCUCGCUGGCUGAGGCUGCAGCAGGCAUCACGGUGCUGGACGCACUGCACAUGGCAGCAGUGGCCUGGGCCAAGGUGCCUCCUCAGCUCAUCGUGCGCAGCUUCAUUCAGGAAGGGCUAGCUCCUGGCAGAACACCCCUGUCCCUGGACAAAGCCUCUGAGAUGCCACCUGUCCCUGCUGGGCUGAGCCUCGAGGAGUUUUCCCGCUUUGUGGACCUAGAGGGUGAGGAGGCUGUGUCUGGAGUGUGCAAAGAGGAGAUAGGCCCUGAAGACGAGGAGGGGGGCGGAGAGGAUGGCUUUGCACCCCUUCCCACCAAAGCCGACGCCCUCCGGGCCCUGGGCACGUUGAGGAGGUGGCUGGAGUGUAAUGGCACCUCCCCUGAGCUGUUUGAAAAAUUCUACGCGUGUGAGGAGGAGGUGGAGCGUAUCUGCUGCCUGUGAAGGGCCCCUCGCUGCUCGCCAGAGCCCCCUCCUCUCCUGUUUCCCAUGGAAACGCCCUCUCGCAGAAAGCAGAUUGGAGGCUGGUCUCUUUCCCGUGGAAAUGGAGCUUUUGUGAAAGGUGUAGAAGGGAGACAAAUUGGGAGACCAAGUCUUAGCUCUGAGCAGAAGUUGUCCAAGCCCCAAGAAGA